Molecule: messenger RNA, 3433 nt
Organism: Limanda limanda (common dab)
Lineage: Eukaryota; Metazoa; Chordata; Actinopteri; Pleuronectiformes; Pleuronectidae
Gene: arl4ca
Product: ADP-ribosylation factor-like 4Ca
Exons: 1
Coding region: 380-964 (194 amino acids)
Biological process (GO): endocytic recycling; intracellular protein transport
Cellular component (GO): cytoplasm
Molecular function (GO): GTPase activity; GTP binding
Source: RefSeq, a predicted model, not a curated record
CCCCGCGUCACACACUGGUCACACACACCAUCACCUGAGUGUGUGUGUCUGUGUGUGUGUAUUUUACUGCAAGAGCGGCUACGCACUUGGACGCAAACACAUCCACGGACACGAUGUGACACUCCGCCGUGCGUAAUUUACGCAUUUGGAGAGCGGUGCGCACUGGAUACGUGCCCUUGCACCGCGGGGAUCCGGCUGGUUCGGGGGACGCCUGCUGCUGCUGGGGUGAGAGUCCAGGGAUGCUGCGGCUCGUCUGGCUGCCGGAGUGCCGCCGGGCAACGUGAUUUGACUCAUCACCAGGGGAAUCUCCCGCUAUGCAUCACUCAGGGGACGUCUGAGCCUCUCCUGCGGUGGUCUUCCUCUUUCCCCAGCCUGCAAGAUGGGGAAUAGUUUCUCCAACCUGGCUGCAUUCCAGUCCCUGCACAUAGUCAUGCUGGGGCUGGACUCCGCAGGUAAAACCACCGUGCUGUACCGGCUGAAAUUCAACGAGUUCGUGAACACGGUGCCCACCAUCGGCUUCAACACGGAGCGGAUCCGGCUGGGGGGCGCGGGGGCCUCCAGGGGCAUCAGCUGCCACUUCUGGGACGUCGGGGGCCAGGAGAAGCUGCGGCCCCUGUGGAAGCCCUACAGCCGCUGCACGGACGGCAUCGUGUACGUGGUGGACUCCGUGGACGCCGAGAGGCUGGAGGAGGCCCGGACCGAGCUGCACAAGAUCACCCGCUUCUCGGAGAACCAGGGGACCCCGCUGCUGGUCAUCGCCAACAAGCAGGACCUGCCCCGGGCGCUGGAUGUCGGGGAGAUCGAGAGGCAGCUGGCCCUGGGCGAGCUGAGCCCCUCCACCCCGUACCACGUCCAGCCGGCCUGCGCCAUCAUAGGAGAGGGUCUGGACGAGGGCAUGGACAAACUGUAUGAGAUGAUAGUGAAGAGGAGGAAGUCGCUGAAGCAGAAGAAGAAGAGGCCGUGAUGACACUUAUGGAUGAUUGAUUGGGUGGCAAAAAAAUAACCAGAUUAAUCAUAUCUAUAGAAAUAUUCUAGGAUGGAUUCUAAUGAUAUUUUUAAAGUGAUAGAAUACGUAGCAGAUAAACAAGCACCAUGAAGCAUAAAUAUCAUUGUUAUGACUUGCAGAAACAUUGCAAGUCUCCAUGAAUGAUGGCAAAAUAUAUAUAUACAGUGAUGCCACACGCAGUAUAAACUCAUCCACAUUCAUAUGCUCCAAUAGGAAUGUAAGAGAGGGACGCAGCUCAGAUAAAACGCCUGAUUUCUUUGACUUUAUUUGCAGUAAACAAGUAGAUGAUCUUGUGAUGUGAACUCUCAAAAUAAUCAGAACAAAUCCAUGGGAAGAUAGUGAUGUUUGCCUUGAUUGACGACUGUUCGUAGCUCCUGUAGAGGGAGGUGGUGUGUCUAUGAACUGUGGUAAGUCCCUGACAUGGGGGAUAUUAAUAUGAUUGCUUCAUUAGGGGGCCUGCUAGAGCAGAGAUGUGGUAUAGAGAGUGCAGACCUACUGGCAGGGCUCCCUGUUGCUGCUGCUGGUGGUGCUGGUGUGAGCCGUGCACAGAUGUGUUGUAAAUGGGAUUAGGGACGCACUGGUGCACAGGCUGGUGUUCAGAGCCGUGGGAUGGUGUUACGCCAAAGACGACUCCCCUGGGAAGACACACAAACUGCUCUGUCUCCUCCAUCCUCCAGGGUUUGGUAGUUUAUUGCCCCUCCCUGCCACUUUGAGGUGAAAAUAUAAAUCCAGAAGUGAACGAAUCAGACUGUAGCAUUUAUUACACCAAUUAUCUCUUUGCAGGAAGCAAGCUGUUUUUGAAAGUGAAUAGCAAAAUGGCAGUGUUUGAAUCUUACCCCGUGACCAACCCCUGACUUUCCAGGCUGUGUGUCUUAUCCCAGAGAGGCCCUCUUUGAUCCCCCCCCUCCUUGAGCUCUUCAGCUCUGUGAACAGCUGAUUCUGUCUUUACACAACACAGCAGAUGUCUGCCUGGGACUGUAUUGACCAUUUUAUCUCUGCUUCCUCUGAUUCUUUGCACUCGUCUCAUGGUUCUCCUCCUGAUUUACAGUGAGAUUGUUCAGCUGUUCCUGUGGUGAUGCUGCUUUUCUUCCAUGAAAAAUAAGCAGUUGCCAUUUCCUAGUUUCCAGUGGGGUAUAUUUGCUACAGAAAGUCCUACAAAUAAUCUCCGACGGCAGCAAUUUGAUGACAAAUAAUUGCACAUAAACCACUUUCAUGGCCAGAACAAAGAUAACAUGUGAACAAUAGCUUGUCUUGUUUUAUAGAACAGAUCCUUUAGUUUGAAGAGUAAAUCUAAAUCUAGCGUGAAUGUUGAAGUUGAGGCUGUAACUACUCUUUGUUUGCUUUAAGUGGAAUUCCCUAUACACUUCUGACCAGGAGAUCCUUAAGAUUAAUGUUUAAUCAACUGAUUAUUUCAGUCCUAGUUUCUUCUCCUUUUUCCCUAGUGUCUGAUUUCACUGUUUAUAUCAUCCGCCAUCUCAAAAUGUUCAUACUUUUUUUCCUGAUGACAAAAAGAACACGUUUCGUAGUCGUCAUCAUAAAAGGAAAAUAUUUCAAACAUAAAUUCAGAUAAACUUAAAAGGUCAGGAUUGUUGGAAAAAACAUAUUUAUAAUUUUAAUUGUGAAUCAGCUGUUUGUCAGAGUUGUCGAGAACGUUUAUGUGCGUGCACCCCCGCCCUGUGUCGACCUGCUGGCGGUGACAUGACGGCGACCGGGGGGGAAAGUGUCUUCCAGUAAUGACGACGUAGUGAAACCAACCAACAGGCUGGAACCUGUUCAGCUGCUUCUACACAAUGACCCUUUCUCUUAUUGGAUGAAACUUUAUCCUCAACUUGUCCUCCAGUUAAAUGAUGAACCGAAACCUUGUGUAUGUUUGAAUCAAAUUUAUCCCCUGACCACAACAGUGUUAGCAUUGAGCCCUCCCUAUUUUAAGUAGAUGUUUAAGGCGUAAGUGACAGCUUGAAGAAUAGUUCGUAUGAAGCAACUGACAUUAGAAGUUGGUCUAUAGUCUUAAGAAUUGUUGAAUGUCUCAAAUGGACUCAUCUAAUGCGUUCAUGUCAAAACAAAACAGAAAACAAGACAAAUGCUGCAGCUUUAUGUCCGCAAAUAAUUCUAAACCACACACUGCAGCAUGUUGCUCGAAAUUUCCGACAUCAUACCUAUACUUGCCACCAGGGGGCAGUGAUUAAUGGUUUUAUUUUGCAGUCACUAUGUAAUGUUUGCGGGCACAAAUGCGACGUGGACGUGGCAAAUCCGUCUCCUGUGAUCAGUCGAGCUGUGAUCCGACUUUGCAUGACAGCCACAAUUUCAGACAAUGUAAAUUAUACAGUGUAGUGUUACAGCCAAGAUACAGCAAGACCAAACAAUGUAUGACAUGCCAAAAGGGGGAGGAAAAAAAAGUAUUUUUGGGAUUAAACUCUUUGUAAUUGA